AUGUGUCGGGACCUCUUUGGUGACAUUUUCCCCGAUUAUUUUACACCAACACCAGAUGCUCAUGAAUGUACAUUACAAAUGCGCGAUGUUUUAGCAGCACUGCCAUCAACUGAAGAAGACAAUUCUGCAUCGAUCAACGAAUCGGGCAACUACAAUUUCGAGAAGACUGAAUACAACGACUGGGUUGCAUAUGGACAAGCCAAAACCGCCAAUAUCUAUAUGGCCAACGAGAUCGAGAGGCGCUACGGAUCCCAAGGGCUUCAUACCACAAGUGUCCAUCCUGGAAUUGCUGUCGCAACGGGGCUCAUGCAGCAUGUGGAUCCUGCCGUGGUAGCAGAAAUUUCAAAGGAUGAAGGUCUCUACAAAACAAUGAAGACGGCAGCGCAGGGUGCUGCAACAACAGUGUGGGCCGCCAUUGGAAAAGAAUGGGAAAUUAAGGGCGGAGAAUAUCUUGCUGAGUGCGCAAAGACAACCCGUGGGAAUGACAAUCACGAGAUUACAGGUGCAGGGUUUGCAGGGCAUGUCUACGAUCCUGAGGCUGAGGCUCGACUUUGGAAAGAUUCGUUGGCAAUGGUGGGUUUGUCAGACGAUCAGUAA
Botrytis porri is the source of this 597-nucleotide messenger RNA. RefSeq lists its product as uncharacterized. Bases 1 to 597 code for a protein of 198 amino acids. The transcript has 2 exons. The record is from RefSeq and is a predicted model, not a curated record. NCBI's taxonomy places the organism in Eukaryota, Fungi, Ascomycota, Leotiomycetes, Helotiales, Sclerotiniaceae.